Schistocerca piceifrons (Central American locust) is the source of this 504-nucleotide messenger RNA. Its product is annotated as extensin-3-like. The record is from RefSeq and is a predicted model, not a curated record. The transcript has a single exon. NCBI's taxonomy places the organism in Eukaryota, Metazoa, Arthropoda, Insecta, Orthoptera, Acrididae. Bases 1 to 504 code for a protein of 167 amino acids.
AUGUCCGGCACUCCAGAACAUCCGAAACAGAUAUACGUAUCUGGCCCUCCAGAACGCCCAAAACAGAGAUAUGUGUCCUGCCCUCAAAAACGCCCGAAACAGAGAUACGUGUCCAUCCCUCCAAAAUGCCCAAAACAGAUAUACCUGUCCGACCCUCCAAAACGCCCGAAACAGAGAUACAUGUCCGGCCCUCCAAAACACCCAAAACAGAGAUACGUGUCUGGCCCUCCAAAACGCUCAAAACAGAGUUACGUGUCCGGUCCCCCAGAAUGCCGGAAACACAUAUAUGUGUCCGGCCCUCCAGAACACCCAAAACAGAGAUAUGUAUCCGGCCCUCCAGAAUGCCCAAUACAGAGGUAUGAGUCCGGGCCUCCAGAACGUAGGAAACGGAGACACUUGUCUGGCCCUCCAGAGCACCCGAAACAGAUAUACGUGUCCGGCCCUCCAGAACGCCUGCAACAGAGAUACAUGUCCGGCUCUCCAGAAUGCCCAAAACAGAUAUAA